CUAAGGACUAGUUCAUCCAUUCUCGAUUUUUGAUUCGUUAAUCAGACUCGAUGUUUUGAAAAUAAUGUUUAUUCGCUGCAGCCUUUGUUUUUGUUUACAUUUGUUAUAGAAUUUGAGGUGAAAGCAAAAUAUUUAUCAUUAUAGUUUAAUACCAUGUCAGGAGGUUCAAAUUAUUAUUUUGCAAUUGUUGGUUAUAAAGAUAAUCCGGUGUUUGAAAUGGAAUUUGGUCCAUCUACUAAAACUGAUGUUAAAAAAGAAGAUCAUCGCCAUUUAAGUCAAUUCAUUGCUCAUGCUGCAUUAGAUUUAAUCGAUGAACACAUGUGGCUGACAAAUAAUAUGUAUUUAAAAGUUGUUGAUAAGUUCAAUGAAUGGUAUGUGUCAGCCUUUGUAACAGCAAGUAAAAUGCGUUUUGUUAUGCUUCAUGAUCAAAAGAAUGAUGAUGGAAUAAAAAAUUUUUUUCUUGAAGUCUAUGAAAUAUACAUUAAACAUUCCAUGAAUCCAUUUUAUGAACAUAAUACUCCAAUUAAAUCUGCUGCUUUUGAAAAAAAAGUUCAUUUCUUUGGAAGAAAACAUUUAAUAAGUUGAAUUUAUAAACUAAUUUAAUGUCUACCAUUGUUCUUAUAUAAAUUAUAAUUUCU
Molecule: messenger RNA, 638 nt
Organism: Argiope bruennichi
Lineage: Eukaryota; Metazoa; Arthropoda; Arachnida; Araneae; Araneidae
Gene: Trs20
Product: trafficking protein particle complex subunit 2-like
Exons: 4
Coding region: 154-585 (143 amino acids)
Biological process (GO): endoplasmic reticulum to Golgi vesicle-mediated transport
Cellular component (GO): TRAPP complex; nucleus; cytoplasm
Source: RefSeq, a predicted model, not a curated record